Messenger RNA from Odontomachus brunneus, 1778 nucleotides. Its product is annotated as serum response factor-binding protein 1. The transcript is spliced from 2 exons. Gene Ontology annotation, biological process: maturation of SSU-rRNA. Gene Ontology annotation, cellular component: nucleus; 90S preribosome. NCBI's taxonomy places the organism in Eukaryota, Metazoa, Arthropoda, Insecta, Hymenoptera, Formicidae. The record is from RefSeq and is a predicted model, not a curated record. The coding region runs from base 326 to 1600 and encodes 424 amino acids.
AGAAUCGAGGUCGUAGUUGGUCGUAGUACGACUCAAUGACAAGUCAAACAUACAUUAUUAAAAAUGGCAAAUUUGAUUGGAAACACCAGUACACACUAGAACUGUUUGAUGAAUCUUUUUGAUACAUGCACAAUCGUUUUAAAUUCGCCUCUAAAUGCUCCAUAACCAGUGCAAGAAGUUCUCAAUCAAUCGUGCAAGGCAGUAUUAAAUAAAACGACGCGUAGCCGCUCUUCGGCUCUGUAUUCGUGGACCAGCAUAAAUAACAACAACAAUAACAUACUUUCGGACUUCUUUCUGAUGAAAAAAUACAUAUUUUUAACUUAAAAUGGGGAAAACUGAGAUAAAUAACGAGAUUGUUUUAUUACGACAUACAGUUCGCCAAGCGCGUGUUUGCAUAGUGAAUAAGCUAAUCAGGGAAGCCAAAUUCUUACGGGAUAAAAAUGGAAAUGAAGCUCAACGGGAGAAGAACAAAAGAAAAGCUGACAAGCUUGUAGCAGAGGUUUAUGCACUGAAAACCAUUAAGGAUGAUGAAAUUUCUAAAUUUGGUAUCAUGAAUGAAAAGGAAGUGAAAGAUAUACUGCAAGAUCAAUCCUCAAGUAGCAAGGACCGCAUAAUAGCAAGAGUUACAGACUACAAAUCUUUCCACAGAAGACUGAUGCAGUUCAGAGAAAGAUUUCCAGACUACAAGAUGCACUUAUCAGAAGGAAAGAAGAAAACUACAAGACUGAAAAAGAAGAAUUCAGUGAAGAGCAAGAAAUCCUUGGCAGAAAAUAAUCAUCAUCCUCAGCGUGAAGAUACAAAGGAACUAAAUGUUGAUUCUGAUAAUAUUAUUGAGGAUUCUCAACAUGAUCCCAAAGACAAGAAAACCUGCGCAAGCAGAUUAUGUGAAACAAAGAAUAAAUCAGGUAAACGCAAGAAGUCCUCAAAUGAGGACAAUACAGCCUUGAUCGAUAAAAAGUUACCAAAGUUGGUAGAAGAUAAUAUAUCAAAGGAUGCAAAUAAAGAACCAAGUGAAGUUAAACUAUGUAGCGUUACAAGGGAAGGUACAGUAAAACGAUUCGCAGAGCUCUUAAAAGAGCAAGAUUCCACUGAAGAUGUACAGACGUCUGCAGAGAAUCUACAGACCGACCACGAACGUGCUGCAACUGUGCAAGCAAGAUCAGUCAAUGACUUCUUUAUUACAGAAAACGACGAAGAAGGUUAUCAAGACGCUAAUGCUUCAACGUCGCGCACAAAAUUCGAUACUUCAGCCAAAACACUUGGCACAAAUAAUCGAGUCAAAACGCAAAACGCAAAGUUCAAGAACGAAAAAAGGAUAGAAAAGGAUAAAGCUCAAAAAAAUAGUCAAUCGAAGAAACAGCCGAGAGGAGAGAAGAUGACUGGACGUAAUAAAUAUUCGGAUGAGCAAUCUUCUGCCGUGAGACAGGAGAAAAGGACAUCUAACAGGAUCAAUAAGAAUAUAAAUAAGAAUAAUUUAAACGUCGUCAAUGACGGAGAGAAAGCUACUGAUUUACAUCCUUCCUGGUUGGCUAAGAAGAAGCAGCAAGAAGUUAUGAGCCAAGGAUUUCAAGGGAAGAAAAUCGUAUUUGCAGAUGAUUAAUAGAUUAAUAUAUUAUGAGUAAUAUGAGACUAAUAUAUUAUAAUAAUAUGAUUAAUCAAUUCCCUGCACAUCUGUAACUAUUUACGAGUUACUCUCGGGAGAAGAAAUAAAAAGGACAUUUCAUUAAUCGCGAACCUAUGACGCAUUGAUUGCGCUCAAUAAAUACAACAGUUGCGCA